CUGGGAAAAAGCAGCAUCAACACAUUCGCCUCGCAUCAGCGCAUUGCACGACACCGACACCGUCGACGCACCAACGGCUUCGGCCACGACGAUAGCUUUUACUAACCCAUAGCAGAACGGCAAAUUCACUACGACAAUCUCCGGCGCGUCACAGCCGCACCACAUCCAACACACAAUCCAUCCUUUGUGAUUGCAGCUGUCCAACCACUCUGUUUGCUACAAUCACCACCAAAUACAGCAGUUACGCGUCACAAUCCUAGUCACAAUGGCUGUAUCUACUCCUGUCAAGGCAACACCUACCAAAAAGGCCCCCGAGGUCGAUAGCCCAGGCACAUGGCGCCAUCCGCGCCUUAACGAAAUCACGCGACGUCGAGAAGCAUCGACCUUUUCUGAGAAGAAUGUCCGCAAAAUCGCAUACAAUAUUGGCACAAUCAUUGUCAUGGGCCUAGUGCAGCUUCUUACCAAGGCAUAUAUCGAUCCUAAAAUAGUACCUGCUGGCUUCCGCCUCUAUCUCAGCUGGGCAUGGACAAUCUUCCAGAUACUCCCCUUUAUUCAGAUCUUUACAGCCUGUCUGCCUCUUAUUCGAGCCAAGGACGAUCUUGCCGAUAUCCCGUUGACUCCAGCUCAGCGCAAGCUGCUUGGCCUGCCACCCAUCGCGACAGUUCCCAAGACCGAAGUUAAAUACAGCACACCGCCUCGUUAUUCUCGAACGCCGUCGAUUGCUGGCUCUGUUGGAAGCCGUGGCAGCUAUAACAACUCGCCUCUUUCGGGACGGGGUAGCCCUGUGAUGGGAAGCGUCUUUGGCGCCAGUGGCUCGCAAUACAGUCCCAUCGACAGCCCCUUGCAGCAAAAGCCAUCAUUCAGCACCAGCCGUCGCUCUUCAUUCAACUCUGGUAGCCCAUUUGGCGCUAGCACCGCCACCAGCUUGUUUGGUGAGCCGGCCUCGCCAACCCCCGCCGGAGCAAAGCGAACAAGCGUCGGCUUAAACAGCAAGUGGCUCUACGAAAAGGGCCGCCGGUCGUCAGGCAGCGCUUGGGUUCAUUAAAUAGUAAUUUUAUGAUGUGUAGCAUGGUUUGGUAUAAAAGUACAUAUAGCAUGCAUGCGUGGGAUACCUUAUAGGCAAUGGUUGUAUUUGGAUAGCAUCACGAUAUCAGGCAGGAGUUUUAAUGAAGCUUAUUUUGCAUAAAUAUAUUCAAUUAAAAGUG
This is a messenger RNA of [Torrubiella] hemipterigena, 1205 nucleotides long. Lineage: Eukaryota; Fungi; Ascomycota; Sordariomycetes; Hypocreales; Clavicipitaceae. The record is from the annotation of a GenBank genome assembly.